AUGGUGCGUAUAAAGCACCGCUACCUUCUAAUACAAAUUCUCUACCCAUCCUUACAAACAAGUAAUCCUGAGGCUCCUGAUUCGGUCCUCUUUCAUGCGCCUACUGCUCCUCACAUAACGUCCUCAACCUUGAUACACCUCCUGCGCACACAGGUUUCCCUCCUCUUUGGCGACUACGGCUCCGGCGUGCUUGCUGCUGGCUUCUCCAUCAAAUACUUCUCCAAUGCCACAUCUACUGCAAUUGUUCGAUGCCCGAGAGCCCAUUACCGACUUGCUUGGGCAGCUCUGACUUUCGUCACUGAGCUACCUGGUGCAACCAAAGGGCCAACAGAGGGAGAAAGAUGUGUCUUCCGCGUGGUAAGAGUCAGUGGGACGAUCAAGAAGGCGGAGGAGGAGGCAGUCAGACGGGCGAGAAGGAUGAUAUCUGCCAUUCAGGGAGACGGAGAAAACACGGGGACAUUACAGGCUGUCUUCGGUGCUGAGGAUGAACAAGGGAUCGAAGAUAUCAACGCGGAUGACGUGGAAAUAAGCGAUGAAGGCUGA
This is a messenger RNA of Endocarpon pusillum Z07020, 543 nucleotides long. RefSeq lists its product as uncharacterized. Gene Ontology annotation, molecular function: ribonuclease P RNA binding. The transcript has a single exon. The coding region runs from base 1 to 543 and encodes 180 amino acids. Gene Ontology annotation, cellular component: ribonuclease P complex. Lineage: Eukaryota; Fungi; Ascomycota; Eurotiomycetes; Verrucariales; Verrucariaceae. Gene Ontology annotation, biological process: tRNA 5'-leader removal. The record is from RefSeq and is a predicted model, not a curated record.